Messenger RNA from Anas platyrhynchos (mallard), 2115 nucleotides. Lineage: Eukaryota; Metazoa; Chordata; Aves; Anseriformes; Anatidae. The record is from RefSeq and is a predicted model, not a curated record.
GCGCAGGGCGCGGCGCCCCGUGCCGCUGUCCCGCCGCAGUGCUGCCAGGCUCGCUCGUUUGCCGUCCCGUCAGGUAACGCCGCGCCCGGGGGGUGCCCAGGUUCGGUAACAGCCCUGUUUGUUCCAGGUCCGCAGCCACAGCGAGGAUGAACACGAAUUUCUUCCACAUAAUCAAAUCGAAAAAAGAACUCAUUCCCCUGGUUGGAGUCGUGUCUUUCGCAGCAGUUGGGGCUGUUGCUUUCUCUGCCUAUUCCCUCUUCAGCAAGUCUGAUGUGAUCAUUAACAAGACUGGCAAUCCAGAGCCAUGGGAAACUAUUGAUCCUACCCGGCCUCAGAAGCUAUUAACAAUCCAUCAGAAAUGGAAACCCAUAGAAGAGUUGGAAAACGUCAGAAAGCUUACAAAGUGACAAGUUUCUGUUGGCUCUAAAAGGUACUCUAUGAAUCUAGUGGAAUCACUUCUGCACAAACUUGACUACUGAAAUCAGUGUGCGGAAAUGCUUCUGCUACGUUUUUAGGGUCUCCCUACAUUUUUUGGACUCUGGAUGAGGAGUUUCAUUUUGCCUUAGAAGUUGGCAUACAACAUCCAUGUAGUCCAAAAACCUGUUUCAGAGCUCAUUUUCAGGUUGCAUUUGAUGUCAGAUAUUGAAGAUUCAGAUGGUAAUUACAUAUGGAAAAAACCUUCACCCUUUUUGUAGAAUUUUAUUAUCUCAAAAUACAUCAGUUUUGUAAUUUUACAGUGUUUUUUAAUAAAAUUGUUUAACCUUUGCAAUGUUAUAUGUAAAUUCCAUACAUGGGAAUUACCCAAAAGCCCUUCUAAAUUAAGAUUCUUGGUCUGCUCCCUCUUUAUCCUAUAUUUUAAUGCAGCAUGCAUAUUGUAUUCAGACUAAAUAGUCGUCAUAGCCAGAGGAUGUCUAUGUAUGGCAACAUAUGUCAUAAAAUAAACUUGUAUUUAUUUCCUACAUUAGAUGUGAUAACGUAAGAUGAAGUUAAGAUAAGGUUCUAUUCCUAAUACUAAAACUUGUACAUGUGCACAGCGUAAUCCACCAGGGAGUCUUAUAUGUUACUUGAGACUGCGGGAUUAACACAUAAGACUUUAGCAUGGCUAAAAGGGAUUUAGAAAUGAGAGAAUUUCUGUUAUAUUUAAAUAUUGCUCCUGUUUAAACUUAGAAAAAAAUGCUAGAAUUGGGAAACACACUACCCAAAACCACUUAUAAUGUUAAUUUCUUCAUCUUGUGGGAGGUAGUUCAAGCUUAAAUUUGCAGCACAGUUUUGGUGAUUUUUUUGUUUGUUUUGUUUGUAUUUAAAUAGAUAUUAGUGACCUCUGCUUUAACAAAGAGAAAAUAACACAGAUUAAAGUUAGGAAUGACUCCACAUAAAGACUUUCUCUUUAGUUUCCUUACAAGUGAAUUGGCUAGGGAAAGGAUGCCAUAAUCCCAACAAAUUAAUGAUCUAUGUAUAUCCAAUGGUGAAACAGUCCUUUUGUGGGUAUUUUCUGUAUGUUUUCCUUGCAAGCCUUUUCAUAUAUAUUACAUAGUUUCUUCUACACUGGAUGAUCAGAAUGCAUGUUAUUUGCUGAGAGGAAGAAAGCAAAACUGAAACAAGUUGAUUUGAGGAAAUCCCCUUUCAAGUGUGUAAUAGUGAGCCUAGUGCUGUAGCUUCCUCUGCUGUAGCAAAGACAAAACAAGUUAGUAAAACUGUCUCCAAAAUCUUAAGGUAGGUUGGCUUCAAAGACUUCAAGGUUUUUAAAGAAUUUUUUGAUGCUGAGAAGAAGUUAAAGAGUUACUUAUUCCACACUUGUGUGCAGAUACAGCAUAUUUAAUAUGUAAGUAUGACUCAGCAGCAUUUAUAUUUAAGAGUGAAAGGAACAACAGGACUUCAGAAUACAUGCUUAGCUUUCAUUUUAAGUCAUGACAUUACAAGACAAGCAGGUAGUAUAUAACUACAAAUAUCUAGUGUUCUGGGGAAUAAACUUUUAAUCAUUUAAAUAGAGAAAUGUUUCAAAAUAUUUUCUGUAAGUUACUGUGUAUUUACAUAUGUUGCUCUAUUACAUUAAAAGAUGUGCUGUGCUGUGCUCUAAGUUCAUGCAUGAAUUAAAUGAGUUUGUCCUUAAGUAAA